UAUUCCAAAGAAAAGUUGUAUUUUUCCAAUUACCCAAACAAAAAUGUGUCCUAUUUGUGAAUUUUACCGGUGAUCGGUUGGCCCAAUACUAGAAACUCCCAACUGGAUUAAUUUCCCGUUACUCAUCCAGAGUGAAAGCAAAAGCUCCGUCCGGUGCCUCGUCGGAGAGAGAGAGAUAAAGUAAGAGAAAAUCUUGAAAUUGUUGUCGGAGGAAGGAAGAAGAGAAGUAUGGGUGUGGACUAUUACAAGGUUCUUCAGGUGGACCGAAAUGCCAAAGAUGAUGACCUCAAAAAAGCCUAUCGAAAACUCGCUAUGAAAUGGCAUCCUGAUAAGAACCCUAACAACAAGAAAGAAGCUGAAGCCAAAUUCAAACAAAUCUCUGAAGCCUACGAUGUUUUGAGUGAUCCACAGAAGAGAGUAGUGUAUGAUCAAUACGGAGAAGAGGGGUUGAAAGGGCAGGUGCCACCUCCAGGUGCCGGUGGAUUUUCUGGCCCUUCAGAUGGGGGUGGUCAUGGGUCGUUUCGAUUCAACCCCCGUAGUGCUGAUGAUAUAUUCUCCGAAUUCUUUGGGUUUUCCACCCCAUAUGGUGGGAUGGGAGAUAUGGGUGGACGGGCUGGUGGUCCAAGUUUCAGUAGAGGUAUGUUUGGGGAAGAUAUUUUCACUUCAUUCAGGAACGCUGCUGGCGAAGGUGCAUCUGGUAAUGCUCCACGAAAGGCCGCUCCUAUAGAGCGGGCACUUCCUUGUAGUUUGGAGGAUCUAUACAAGGGAACCACCAAGAAGAUGAAGAUAUCCAGAGAAGUUACUGAUGCUACUGGGAGACCCAGUACAACAGAGGAAAUUCUAACGAUUGAUAUCAAACCAGGAUGGAAGAAGGGGACUAAAAUAACAUUUCCAGAGAAAGGAAACGAGCAACGAGGCAUAAUUCCAUCAGACCUUGUCUUUAUAAUUGAUGAGAAGCCGCAUAGUGUCUUCAAGAGAGAUGGAAAUGACCUCGUUGUCACCCAGAAAAUCCCCUUGGUAGAGGCUCUUACUGGAUACUCUGCACAAAUAACAACCCUUGAUGGCCGGAAUCUAACUGUACCAAUUAAUUCCAUCAUUAGUCCAAAUUAUGAAGAAGUUAUCAAAGGAGAAGGUAUGCCCAUUCCGAAGGAACCUAGCAGAAAAGGCAACUUGAGAGUAAAGUUUAACAUCAAGUUCCCCAGCAAGCUUACUUCUGAGCAGAAAGCUGGCAUUAAGCGGUACUUGACAUGAUGAGUGGACAUUAGCUCCUAUAGUUUUCCAUCAAAUGCUACAUAAGCUUCACCCUGUCUCGUCUUCAUCAUGCAAAGAAAUCUGCACUUCGUUCGUUUAUUUAUUUCUUCUGCAACAUUUAAGUCUGUUAUUUCAAUAUCACUUGCCUUCUAAACCGAGCAUCCCGUGGAAUCUCUAUUUCCAUUGUUUUGUGUGGCAAUAGAGUACAAUUGGAUCCACCGCUCUCCUCUUGUGUCAAUACUAGACGUGGGUGUGCCCGUGCGGGCUUACGAGUGUAGGCCCUAUGGCAUACCUCUCUUUUUCCUGCUAUAUUAUACACUGAUUAUUGAAGCAUAAGCCAGUUGGUAACUGGUGUUUACUAAGCUUGACAGAUUAUACUUGUUUGGUUUUGAUAUCAGAAAAUAUCUAGGAACCACCACAUCUAAAGAUUAUUAUAUUUAAUUUGAAAAUUGUCUCAGUAUUCCUUAGGUUUUGUGCUUCAGAAAAAGGUUAGCUGUUUUCUCUUGUCCAUAUAAACAACCAGAACUGGAAAUGGUUGAGUAUUGUGGUGUUUGUCUCA
Molecule: messenger RNA, 1810 nt
Organism: Solanum pennellii
Lineage: Eukaryota; Viridiplantae; Streptophyta; Magnoliopsida; Solanales; Solanaceae
Product: dnaJ homolog subfamily B member 13
Exons: 3
Coding region: 229-1251 (340 amino acids)
Cellular component (GO): cytosol
Molecular function (GO): protein-folding chaperone binding
Source: RefSeq, a predicted model, not a curated record